Molecule: messenger RNA, 3864 nt
Organism: Phytophthora sojae
Lineage: Eukaryota; Oomycota; Peronosporomycetes; Peronosporales; Peronosporaceae
Product: multidrug resistance protein ABC superfamily
Exons: 1
Coding region: 1-3864 (1287 amino acids)
Biological process (GO): transmembrane transport
Cellular component (GO): membrane
Molecular function (GO): ATP hydrolysis activity; ATP binding; ABC-type transporter activity
Source: RefSeq, a predicted model, not a curated record
AUGCCGAGCCUGGACAAGGCCGACUUGGACGAGAUCCCGUACCAGAAGGUGGAGACCCCUCGGUCCACAGCUGUCGACGUCAGUGAACCAGCCAAGGCCAAGAAGGACGGAGCCACCAGCAGCGAGUCCAGCUCCGGCAAGGAGCCUACCAACAACCUCCGAGACGAGAUCGUGCACGACGGCCCCACGUCCUUCAAGUUCGCGAGUCUGUACCGCUAUGCCACGACAUUCGACAAGAUUCUACUUGCGGUCGGUAUCGUCGCGACUGGAGCCAAUGGCGCUUUGUUCCCCCUCAUGGCCAUUGUCUUCGGCAAUGUGCUGACGGGGUUCACCACCACGCCCGUGGAUAUGGACACAGUCAACAGCGCGGCUCUCGACUAUCUGUACAUCGCCAUCUUCAUGUUCAUUACCGACUACGUCUCGUACGUGGCGUUCUACUACAGCGCCGAGCGGCAGAUGAAGGCGCUGAGGAGUGAAGCGCUCAAGCACAUGCUGUACAUGGACAUCAGCUGGUACGACGCGCACGACGCAUUGCAGUUGUCCAGUCGGCUGACGGGCGACACGGUGAGGAUCAAGGACGGCAUGGGCCAGAAGCUCGGCGACGCGUUCCGGUUCACGAUCCAGUUCUUUGUGGGUUUUAUCAUCGGUUUUGCCCGCGGCUGGGAUAUCACACUGGUUAUGGCGUGUGUGAUGCCGGCGAUGACUGUGUCCUUGAGCUGGCUGAUCAAGACGAUGCGCAUCAAGUCCGACUGGGCCCAGAAGGUGUACGCUGAAGCAGGUUCCAUCGCGGAGGAGACGCUGGGCUCUAUCCGCACUGUUUCGUCAUUGAACGGAGAGCCCAAGGCCAUCUACAAGUUUGAGAAGAAGGUGUUCGAGGCGGAGAAGGAGAACAUCGCACUGCACAAGAUGUCGUCGGCUGUGUUUUCCAUGUUCCUGGCGAGCAUUUGGGUCAUGUACUCGAUUGGUCUCUGGUACGGUGGGUGGAAGGCCUCCAAGGGUAACACCACGCCGGGAGAUGUGUUCGCGGCGUUCUUUGGCGUCAUGAUGGGUACCGGUUCCCUCGCGCAAAUUUCGCCGAAUGUGACUGCCGUUUCCAAGGCUGCAGGCGCUGCCGAGGAACUGUUCGCAAUCCUGGACACUGCGAGCGCUAUCGAUGCGGAGAAGGAAGAUGAGGGAAUCAUUCCUGACGCGUGCGAAGGCAAGAUCGAAGCGGUCAACGUCAACUUCACGUACCCGAGUCGUCCUGACGCUCAGAUCCUGCGUGACUACAAUGUCACCAUCGAGCCUGGUCAGACGGUGGCUUUCGCUGGCGCCAGUGGCGGUGGCAAGAGUACGCUGAUUGCCCUGAUCGAGCGCUUCUACGACCCCACCAGCGGCACCAUCUACCUCGAUGGCCGCGAUGUCAAGACGCUGAACGUCAAGUGGCUGCGCUCGCAGAUCGGCAUGGUGUCGCAGGAGCCGGUGCUGUUCGCCACCACCAUCUUCGAGAACAUCGCCAUGGGCGGCGACAACGUGACCCGUGAAGAGGCCAUCGAGGCGUGCAAGCUGUCGAACGCGCACAACUUCAUCAUGUCGUUGCCGGAGCAGUACGACACGCUGGUGGGCGAGAAGGGCGUGUCUCUGUCUGGCGGCCAGAAGCAGCGAGUCGCCAUCGCGCGUGCCAUCGUGCGCAAGCCGAACAUUUUGGUGCUGGACGAGGCCACGAGUGCGCUGGACAACGAGAGCGAGAAGAUCGUGCAGGCUGCGCUGAACAACCUGAUGGCUACGACCAACAUGACGACUCUCGUAAUUGCCCACCGUUUGAGCACCAUCCGCCACGCCGACAAGAUCGUGGUGCUGAACGAGGGCCACAUUGUGGAGAGCGGCACGCACGACGAGCUGUUGAAGAUCGAGCGCGGUAUCUACCAGAACAUGUACCGCAUCCAGGAGUUGCGAUCGCAGGAGGAGCAGCAGGAGGCCGAGAAGCGCGAGGCGGAGAAUGAACUCGAGAGUACGAAGAUGACACGCACAUUGAGCGGAGUAUCGGCGAAGACGGACAUUUCAGUGAGUGCGGUGGAGAAGAAUUUCUUGGACAAGAAGCCGUUCGGCCUCAUGGACAUGCUCAACCUUAACCGACUCGACGUGAACUACUUUAUCAUCGGACUAAUCGGCACCUGCGUGGCUGGUAUCUCCAUGCCGGCAUCUGCUCUGCUUGUUACGGGCAUGAUCACCUCCAUGACGGAGCAGUACGGGCAGUAUCAAUCUUCCGGCGACAGCUCUCACCUUACGACGUUGUACAACGACGUGGAGCUGUACGGUAUUCUCUACCUCGUCGGCGCUGUUGUGGUGGCUGUGUUUACGUUCAUGCAAGUCUACUCUUUCAAGUUCAUGGAGGAGAAGAUCACCACGCGCCUGCGUAACACCAACUUCAAGGGCUUGUGCCGCCAAAAUGUCGGCUUCUUCGACGAGAAGGAGAACGCCACGGGUGCGUUGACGGCCGACCUCGCCACGAACGCCACUAAGGUCUCCCUACUCGCUGGUGAGUCUCAGUCCCGCGCGUUCCAGGCUGUCUUCACUCUGAUCGCCGCUCUCGUGAUCUCGUUCGGGUUCGGCAGUUGGCUGCUGUCGCUCAUCAUGCUGCCGCUGAUCCCGUUCCUGCUCUUCGGACACGUCGUUCGCAUGAAGCAGAUGGAGAAUAGCGGCUUGAUCUCCGAUGACCUGGCAAUCCCCGGUGCCCACGCGUCUGAAGUCCUGAGUAAUAUCCGCACGGUGGCCGCUCUGGGCAUUGAGAAGAAGUCGGUCGAUGUCUUUGACGACCUCCUGGCUGAGCCGCUGCGCAAGGGCAGCAAGGAGGCGCAGGUGAACGGUCUGUCAUUGGGUUUCAGCUCCUUCAUCAUGAUGGCCACGUACGCGCUGAUCUUUUGGUACGGUGCCAAGAAGGUGGACGACGGUACCAUCGGCUUCACGGAGAUGAUGCGGACGCUGAUGGCCAUCACGAUGUCGAUCCAGAUUGUCAGCAGCGCCUCGACCUUCUUGGGCGAUGCGCCCAAGGCGUUCAAGGCUGGCUCGACAAUCUUCGCUAUCCGUGACCGUGUUGCCCCCAUCGAUUCUUUCAGCUCCGAUGGAUUCCGUCCGACCAAGGUUGAGGGCCGUCUCGAGUUCAAGAACAUCUCGUUCCGGUACCCCACCCGUCCGGAGAUCAACGUGCUCAAGAACUACAACCUCACUAUUGAACCUGGUCAGACUGUGGCGUUCUGCGGCCCGAGCGGUGGAGGCAAGAGCACUAUCAUCUCGCUCAUCGAGCGGUUCUACGACCCCGUGGUAGGCGACGUGCUGCUGGACGGCCACAACAUCAAGGACCUGAACCUCAACUGGCUGCGCAGUCAGAUCGGUCUGGUGGGCCAGGAGCCCACGCUCUUCAUCGGCACCAUCGCCGAGAACAUCGGGUAUGGUCUGGCUGAGCAGCCGAGUCAGCAGGAGAUCGAGGAGGCCGCGAAGAUGGCGAACGCGCACGACUUCAUCACGCAGUUCCCGGACGGCUACGAGACGCAGGUGGGCAUGAAGGGCGAGCAGUUGUCUGGCGGCCAGAAGCAGCGCAUCGCCAUCGCGCGUGCGAUCCUGAAGAACCCCAACAUUCUGCUGCUCGACGAGGCCACGAGCGCUUUGGACUCGGAGAGCGAGAAGGUGGUGCAGGAGGCUCUGGACAAGGUGGUGGCGCUGAAGCGGCGGACGACGAUCGUCAUUGCCCACCGGUUGUCCACGAUUCGUCGCGCCGACAAGAUCUGCGUGGUGAGUGGAGGCAAGAUCGCGGAGCAGGGCACGCACCAGGAGCUGCUGCAAUUGAACGGCAUCUAUGCCAACUUGGUCGAGUCAGCUACUACUUAG